Molecule: messenger RNA, 1908 nt
Organism: Cuscuta epithymum
Lineage: Eukaryota; Viridiplantae; Streptophyta; Magnoliopsida; Solanales; Convolvulaceae
Source: the annotation of a GenBank genome assembly
GUCUGAACAAUUGAAAAUGUACGCUUGCUGAACUUUCUUUCAAUCAAUUCUCAAUUUCAUCUUUCCAGAAUUAUCUUCCUUCUUGUUCUUCAAUCUCCAUUGUUGCUAAGCUGAAAUAUGCCCUACAGUAGAGAUUAGUUAAUUUCAUAAACACCGCUAAAAUGUUGGAUUAUUAGUUUCCAUUUUUCCUUUUUAGACCUGAUUUGUGGAGGUCUAGAUUAGAAUUAUCAAGAAAUAUUUAUAAAUGCUGUUAGUGCCAAGUCAAAUAAACUACCAAGGCCCCAGAGUGAGGGAGCUUAAUUGCAUGUAAUGGAGUAAUAUCGGCUGUUCAAACCACGCAUUAGUCGUGGCUUUAGUUGGUUAUUAUUAAUCGUUUGCUUUGCUAGUGCUCAAAUAAAGGACGUGCAUCCAUAAAAAAGACAAUUUAUUACUAGGUGUAACAAUGUGUUUAUAUUAUUAAAUCUAUACUUCUAUUUUGUUAUUAUUUGGUUAUAAGAGCCCGUUUGGUAGCACCAAAAUCGGCUGUUUUGGCUGAUUCUGCUGAAAUUUAUGAUAUUCUGGCUGGAGUGGCUGUUUUGGCUGAUUCUGCUGAUUUAAGAAAAAAAUAUUUUAAAAAUAUAUUUUAUUAAUAAAUUAAAGAAAAAAUUAUAUGUAAAAAUAGCUAAAAUGGUCCUCUACAGUAACUUCAGCCAAUACAGCCAGAAAAGUAACUCCAACCUUACUUUUUCGGCUUAUUACACAAUUCAGCGCGCGAAAGUAAAAGUUACGUGUUUGGUGAAAAAGCUGGCUGAUAAGCCUGAUAAGCCGAAAACAGAGUUCUCCAAACGGGCUCUAACCUAACUUUUUCACUUGUCUCUUUCUAUAAUUUGCUAUGUGUUUCAAUAGAAUGUCUGCUCGUAGAGGUUCAUUCACUUCGUUUACUUCCUCCCACGGAGGUCGGGGAGGUUGAGGUAGCCCACACAUAAUCCGGAAUGAGCAGAACUCUCCUCUAGCUUAUUCACAUGAGUCUGUCCAAUCCCGACACCUUUCUGAUGAACAUACAAAUGGUUUUGAUUCAUCGACCCCUGAUGAAUCUGUUCAGAAGAAGACCUUCAUUUCACCCACUGAAAUGAGAAGCAAUCCUACUAUCCUCAAAGACAUCAUUUCAAUCCUGACUAACCAUUUUCACGGGCCAUGGCGUUCUUAUAUGAAUACGGAUGCUGAUCAACGCAACCAUUGGCGGGAACUGUUUCAGAUAUGUUAAAGUUUUCAGAGAAAAUAUGAGUGGGAUGCCUGCUUUAAUACCAAAAUGAAAAAGAAGUUCAAGUCUCGGGCCUUUGAAUGGUUGAGCAAAAACAUUGGUAGAGCUAGGCGGGACAACAAGAAGCCGGACUGGAUUGGUAAAGGAGAUAGGAAGCUUUUACAAGAGUAUUGGACCUCUGAUGCGAUAUAUCGCGGUGGCAGGGUACCGGUUUCGUCGCAUGUUGAAAGGCUGGUGUAUGUCGGACGUUGAAUGUUCUAGCAAGAUAUCGGGGCCAACUCAGCAGAAAAUUGAUUCCCGCAUCAAGGACCAGCUGGAAGCCCAAAUUGCGCAGCAGGGAAAGCAGUGUCAAACUCAGAUGGCGAACAUGACUUCCGUUUUUACGGCGUACAUGGAACAAGUGCGAAGUAUGAACCCUUCCGUCCCGCUGCCUGAUUUCUCGGAUUUUCGUACCCCGACCUCCGCCCAAAUGAAUGGGCUCCAUGACUCGAAUGAAGUGUGGCUGGAAGAUAUAUAUGUUUGUGUGAUGAAAAAACAAUUUUAAUUUAUGUACUAGUUCUGGACACCUUCUGGCAAUUUAUUUGCCAUUUUUACUUUUGUUUUGGCAAUGGUUUAUCUGCCUGGACUGCAGUAAUAAUUUGAUGUUCCGUACAUUUGCUCAUUUAUUU